AUGCCGGAACCACAUAUGUUCAUGGACAUGAGCGACCCUCCGGUAUUCAUCGAUCUGACAGGCGCCCGAAUCCCCUACCCAACAAUCGUCGGCUACGGCAGUUCAUCAGUUGUCAUCAAACACGACGGCAACGCAAUCAAACUACCUCUACGCCAUCCAGACUCCACGAGAGCACAAGUGGCCGAAAGCGUUGACACAAUUCGUGUCGAGCAACUAAUCUAUGUCCGUCUCCAACCCUUGGCCAAUCGAACCUCAUGCCCAGAGGUCCUGAAAUGGAUCAAUUUUUCCUUUUUCAGCAGCGAGCUUGAGCUGAUGCGAGCCGGCACACUACGAAACCUCCUCGACAGAGCCCUCAUCCCACCACCCGUGUACAUCAAGAAAGCCUGGAUGCGCCAGCUGACCCGCGGCAUGCUCUACAUCCAUUCCCGAAAUGUCUUGGUGGUCGAUGUCAGGUCGCGAAAUAUUCUUCUCACGGACGAUUUGAGGCUGCAGUACUGUGAUUUCGGGGAGUCGUCCUUGCUUCCGACAAACACGUGCCUGGAUUAUGUGAAUGACGCUGGCUACACGAUGAAGUUGGAUAUUGCGUUGCUGGGGGCUAUUUUCUACGAGAUUUCGACCGGCAACAAAUGUGAUGUCAACCUGUUCUUGCGGAAUUCGAGGCUUUACAUACGUAUGCCUCCUCAAUGGCCUGAUCGAUGGAAUUUGCCUUCCACUGUAGGUGUCCUUUUUGGGGGUAUCAUUGAGCGUUGCUGGAUGAAAACUGAACAUGGAGGGUUUAGAAAUGCUCGAGAGUUGGAUGCUGCUUUUGAUAGGAUCGAGGCUGGAAUAGAUUCGGGUGACGAGCCUGUGUGGGCUUGA
Molecule: messenger RNA, 858 nt
Organism: Penicillium nucicola
Lineage: Eukaryota; Fungi; Ascomycota; Eurotiomycetes; Eurotiales; Aspergillaceae
Exons: 1
Coding region: 1-858 (285 amino acids)
Biological process (GO): protein phosphorylation
Cellular component (GO): cytoplasm
Molecular function (GO): protein serine/threonine kinase activity; ATP binding
Source: RefSeq, a predicted model, not a curated record